Messenger RNA from Carassius gibelio (silver crucian carp), 1799 nucleotides. RefSeq names its product opioid growth factor receptor-like. The transcript is spliced from 6 exons. The coding region runs from base 223 to 894 and encodes 223 amino acids. NCBI's taxonomy places the organism in Eukaryota, Metazoa, Chordata, Actinopteri, Cypriniformes, Cyprinidae. The record is from RefSeq and is a predicted model, not a curated record.
GGUGGGGCUACGCAUUCAGUUAGCAAACAUUUCGUAUGUGAAAAACGCCAGAGAGAUUGAGCCAUCCAGAUAGACAGCCAUGGCCCUGUAGCCAUACGUCAAAGUCAAGAUAUCUGCCACAGAGCACCAGUCGGUGGACGUCAUCUAGGCAAACCAAGCGAGGCGACCUGCUGCCGUUGGCCUGGAGCUUUUACAGUCAGACUACAUACCUACAAGUCAGUCAUGGAGACCAGUACCGUCCUGAGACACUUCCAGAUCAAACCUUAUCCAGCUCAACAGGCCGUAACAAGGAAUUUACCCAUUGACACCCCCAGGAACACCACAGCCACCACGGAGCACCCCACAGUCGGUAUGGCUUCCAGUAUUGAAUCAGUGGACACCAUUAUACUGGGAGUGUCUGUAAUAGCAGUUGUUGUGAUAAUACUGCUAAUUAUAACCAUGGUUCUCCGCUUCAUGGCCCAUCAGAAAGGUACAUAUUACACCCAUGAGGAGGCUUUAGCAUUUAAGAGUGACCCUGAGGUGCAGGAGGUCACCGAAGAUCCAGAAGAUCGGGAAGCUUCAGAAGCUUCAGAAGCUCCAGAAGAUCGGGAAGCUUCAGAAGCUCCAGAAAAUCCAGAAGAUCCGGAAGCUUCAGAAGCUCCAGAAGAUCCGGAAGCUUCAGAAGCUCCAGAAAAUCCAGAAGAUCCGGAAGCUUCAGAAGCUCCAGAAAAUCCGGUAGCUUCAGAAGAUCCGGAAGCUUCAGAAGAUCCGGAAGAUUCAGAAAUUCCGGAAGCUUCAGAAGCUCCAGAAGAUCUGAAAAAUCCAGAAGAUCCGGAAGAUCCAGAAAAUAAGCAAGACACGGAAGACCCGGAAGAUCCGGAAGACCUGGAAGAUCCAGAAGAAGAGGAGCCUUAGUAUCUUCUGGCGGGAAGCCUUUUGGGACGUUUCCUGUGUGAAAUGUAUCACUGUGCGCGACAGAAGGAUCGGUCUUGGUUCUUCUUCCUUUUUGCUCUCCAAUUACAUAUGCCUUUUCCAACAGAUGUCCUAUUCGGACGGCUUCACACUCAACCACUACUAAAAUAAAACAGAUUUCCAUGUGGAGAAGCACUUGUGUGCUAAUUAUUUUACUUUGUGUUUUAAAGAGUCCUUAAAUUAUAUUAAAAUGUGAGGGGGUUUUAUACUGUAAACUUUUACCCUUAUGAAUUAACACAUUAAUGUUUCCAUGUAGAAUCUUUUAUAUUUCCAUACUGUGAAGUUCUUUGCGAAUAUUAAGUGUGUUUUUCAUAAAUUAGUUAAUUUACGCUAACUUUAGUGACUGGUGUCACGUGUAUCUCUUUGUAGAAUCUCCUGUGCAAAGAUUAAGACACCAGAAUUGAAUUAAACACCUCCACUUGAUUCACUAUCCAGGUGGUUGUCAAUAGCUACUCAUCACAUAUGCCAGUUGUUUUGGAACAUCUGUAGUAAUGAAAAAAAAUAUUCACAGGUGGAAGAAGAGUGCGAGAGCCUUCGGCAACUGUCCAUAUUUAAAUUACAUUUUAAACUAUAUUCCAGUCCAAAACAGACAUUUAAAAAUUGAAUAUUUUUGAUAAAGCAAAUACACCCUUGGUUCGCAUAAGAGACUUCAUAAAAGAAAAAGAAAAAAAUCUUACCAACCUCAAACUUUUGAACUGUGAGUCUUCUUUUCUUCCUUCUCAGAUUCAAUUAUAUAAACCAAGUAACAGCUUUUAUUAUCUUUGUGGUUUGUUUGUCCAUAUUUUUAUGCUUUAUUUUAGGCUACAGUUUGUUUUGCUUGUUAUGAAUAAAAUGAGUGAUGCAGCAAA